Messenger RNA from Condylostylus longicornis, 1884 nucleotides. Its product is annotated as SCAN domain-containing protein 3-like. The transcript has a single exon. The record is from RefSeq and is a predicted model, not a curated record. NCBI's taxonomy places the organism in Eukaryota, Metazoa, Arthropoda, Insecta, Diptera, Dolichopodidae. Gene Ontology annotation, molecular function: protein dimerization activity. The coding region runs from base 1 to 1884 and encodes 627 amino acids.
AUGACCGAACCGAAGGCAAAGAAGAUUAGAUUAUUUCAACAAAUAUGGCAAGAGAAAUAUGGCUGUAUCGAAACUGGUGACCGUGUGGUGUGUUGCCUAUGUGGAGAUACAAUUACCGGUCGAACUUACAAUAUAGAGAGGCAUUUUUUUUCCAAACAUGAAGCUGUAAGUGACAUGCCAAAAGAUGAAAAAUUAGAACACAUCAAGAAACACGUAUUGAAUUUUAAUAGUCAAAAAGGGGUUUUACAGAAGUUUGUAACGCAACAUCACUAUUCAACAACUGCUAGCUAUGCAGCAGCCCUUGCGAUUGCACGCAACGGAAAACCAUUUUCAGACGGUGAAUAUUUAAAGACCGCAUUUAUUGAAUGCUCCGAACAUCUUUUUAAUGAUUUUAAAAAUAAAAGAGAAUUCUUGGCCAGAAUUAAAGAAAUUCCAUUAUCAGCAAGAACUGUUCAGCGACGUAUAAAACAUAUGGCUGAAGACAUUGAUAUUCAGAUCAAAACCGAUUUAUUAUCGAGCAACGUUAUUAGUAUUUCCCUGGAUGAAAGCAAUGACAUAAAUAAUAUGGCAAGACUUGCAAUUAUUGCUCGAUUUGCAUCAAUUAAUUGCACAAAAGUCCAGGAGGAAUUGUGCGUUCUUGCUUCAAUGGAUGGAACAACGAAAGGCUCUGAUAUUCUCAUUAAAGUUCAGGAGUUCACCCAGUUUGGAAAUGAGAGAUUUUUGGAUUUAAAAAAGAAACUGUUUUCCAUAACAACUGAUGGUGCUCCGUCUAUGAGGGGGAAAAAUAUUGGAUUUGUGAAAUUGUUAGAAAAUCAACUUGGUCGUCCUCUCUUAUCUUUUCAUUGCAUUAUACACGAGGAGAAUUUAUGUGCAAAGGCGUCAAUGAAAGAACUUAAUAAUGUAAUGAAGACGGUUGUUAAAAUUGUUAACAUAAUUACAGCACGUUCUGCUUUAACACACAGACGCUUCAAAUCUUUUUUACAGGAAAUUGAAGCGGAGUAUGGAAGUUUGCUGUUGCACUCUGAAGUUCGUUGGUUAAGCAGAGGGAAGGUACUUAAUAGAUUUAUAGAUUGCUUUGAUGCAAUACAAAUAUUUCUGGUUGAAAUCGGAGAAAAUUAUCCCGAACUUGAUGAUAAGAAAUGGUUCUUAAAACUUUUGUUCUUAACGGAUAUAAUGAACCAUUAUAAUGAAUUCAACAAACGACUUCAAGGUAACGGUCAUACAAUUUUAAAAUUAUUUGAAGAAUGGAAGAGUUUUUGCUCAAAAAUAGUUUUAUUUGAAACAGAUGUAAAAACUCGUAAGUUUAACUAUUUCUUACAUCUUAAAAGUCAAGAAGAAAAAGGCACUAUUGAUGAUUCCGAUGUAAAGACAUUUGAGUCUUAUAUUAAUAGCAUGAAAGACGAAUUUGAAUUUAGAUUUCAAACUUUGAAAACGCACGGCCCAAUGUUUACGUUUAUAACGAAGCCGGAUGUAGUUGAUGAAACUAUUUUAGAAUUACAAUAUUUUGAGUUCCUCGAAAUCACCAAUUUCAGCUUAGAACUGAUUGAUUUGAAAAGUUUCACUUUAUGGACUGAUAAAUUUGAAACUUUACGUCGCGAUUUAGAAAAAACUGAAGACAAUCAUCUUGAUAUAAUAUCCACAUGCUGGGCAUCUCUUCCAACAAAGUUUACAUGCCUAAAAAAAGUUGCAUUUGCUCUUUUAUCUGCAUUUGGAUCAAGUUAUAAUUGUGAACAAACAUUUUCACAAAUGAAGUAUAUAUUAAAUAAAAACAGGAGUAGUUUGACUACGGAGCAUUCUGAUGAAUGUGUCCGACUUAAGGUAUCAACAUAUGAACCAAACUUGUCCAAAUUAACUGCAACAGCACAGCAUCAUGGAAGUCACUAA